Pseudomyrmex gracilis is the source of this 1065-nucleotide messenger RNA. RefSeq names its product protein PFC0760c-like. Lineage: Eukaryota; Metazoa; Arthropoda; Insecta; Hymenoptera; Formicidae. Bases 1 to 1050 code for a protein of 349 amino acids. The transcript is spliced from 5 exons. The record is from RefSeq and is a predicted model, not a curated record.
AUGAUGAAGUGCAAAUGGCAUUGCACAUCAGGCGACCGCCAGGAACAUUGUCGGAUCAUUAUCAGCUGGCGGAAGCGGAAGAAAACCACCGUCAAUGAGUGCAAUGCCGACGACACCAAUGCCGACGACAACGACGACGACGAGAACGACGCCGAUACCGAUGCCGGCGACGACGAGAACGACACCGACACCGGUGCCGACAACGAGAACGAGGACGACGAAGACGACGUCGACGACGCCGACAACAAUGAGCGCGGCGAAGACGCCGACGAAGACGUCAAUAAAGAUUCCGUCGAGGAAGCGGUGGAAGGGUCGAGAGUACAAUACGGCGGCGGAGCUGUAGCUGCGCGGGAAAAUAGUAGUAAUCAGAACGGCGCCAACAACGAGCGCAGCAACAGUGAUGACGACGACAACGACAUCACCAACAUCGGGGUGCGUUACACCGGCAGCACCGCUCUCGACACCGUUGCCGUUACCCCCGACACCGACAGCUCCGCCGAUGACAACAACAACAGAGGCGAGCAGCUACCUCUACCAAGUGACGAGAUAGCAGCUUCAGUAAAUGAGAUGACUCUACUUUCGCUGCAGCCUAUUACAGCAGAAACCAACGAACUGCCUAUUCAACAAAACGAAAAAAGACAAUCUACACCUAAUUUAUCCUCUAUGGAAUCUAUUCAGAAAAUGAAAACUUCUUUAAAAGAUCUUGCUGAGGCAAGCAAUAUUACUUUAGAAGCUUUAGAAGCAGCAAUUCUCCUAAAACAGCAGCAAUUUCUUAAAAAACAGCAAGAAACCAUAACUACAAGUACUACAACAACUACAGCAACACCUCUCAAAAAUGUAUAUAACUUCGAAGCCACUAAAGUGAUGAAUGCACCCCGGGAAUAUUAUCCUGUAGGAUAUGACAGAAAUUUUGAUGACAAUUUUGCAAGUCGUGUUGAUUUACCAGAAACGAGUUUCUACUGUGGCGAUCAAAAACACUUUCCAGGACUUUACGCAGAUGAAGAUUUAGGUUGCAUGGUAAGCGUUUUUAUCACAAAAAAUAAUUUCUGAAAAAAUAUAACAUGU